This is a messenger RNA of Helianthus annuus (common sunflower), 1227 nucleotides long. RefSeq lists its product as uncharacterized. Gene Ontology annotation, molecular function: nucleic acid binding; zinc ion binding. NCBI's taxonomy places the organism in Eukaryota, Viridiplantae, Streptophyta, Magnoliopsida, Asterales, Asteraceae. The record is from RefSeq and is a predicted model, not a curated record. The transcript has 4 exons. Gene Ontology annotation, biological process: DNA integration. The coding region runs from base 1 to 1227 and encodes 408 amino acids.
AUGACAUGGGAGGAGUUUAAGACACCGUUUCUUAAACAUCAUAGUCCCAAAGCGGUCAUUAAUAGAAUCAAGGAAGAAUUCAUGCAACUCAGGCACAAGGGUGAGUCCAUAGAAAAGAUCACGGGGAUGUUUAUGGAUAAGAUGAAGUUCUGUGAUGAAUUGGUGACGAAUGAAGAACAGAAGAUAUACUACUACCAUAACAUGUUGAGUGCAGAAUAUAGAGAGUUCAUAACCCCUUCAAAAUACGAGACCCUUACCGAGAUCAUUAAUGCUGCUCGAGAAAGGGAGAUUGAACUGAAAAAGAGCAUUGAACGGGGUGAACAGAGGGCACAAGAAGUAAAUCCAAGCCCUACCAAGAAAGCACGAACAAAUGAAACCGCGAAGAAAUCGGAUACGAAAGAGAAAGUGACUGUUUGUUACAAUUGUUACCGACCGGGUCACAAAAGAUCGGAAUGCCCAGAACUGGUUGGAAAGAAAGAUGGGCAAGACUCGAAAAGUGAAGCCCCGAAAGCAAAAGCAAGAUCUUUCCAAUUGACCGCUGCAGAAGCAAAAGUCGAACCUGACGUGGUCUCAGAAAAGAUGUCAGAAGUUUACACUAAUGAGAUAAUAGCACGCCAUGGGGUACCGGUAUCCAUCGUGUCCGAUAGGGAUACUCGGUUCACUUCAAAUUUCUGGCGAGAUUUCCAAGACCAAAUGGGAACCAAAUUGUUCAUCAACACUGCGUACCAUCCCCAGACGGAUGGACAGAGUGAAAGAACAAUACAAACGUUGGAAGUUAUGCUACGGGCAUGUAUAAUCGACUUUGGAGGCAGUUGGGAUGUUCAUCUACCCUUGGUCGAGUUUUCUUAUAACAACAGCUACCAUGUUAGUAUUGGGAUGGCACCGUACGAAAUGCUCUAUGGUAGGAAAUGUCGAACCCCGGUAUGUUGGGGUGAAGUGGGCCCACGUGAACUUGCCCACCAAGAUAUAGUACGAGCCACAAAUGAAAAGAUUGAUGCGGUUCGGGCUCACUUGAAAGCGGCUCAAGAUAGACAAAAUUCGUAUGCUGACAAAAGGAGGAGACCGAUCGAGUUCCAGGUUGGCGACAAAGUCAUGCUCAAAGUAUCCCCAUGGAAGGGGGUUAUCCGGUUUAGAAAAAGAGGGAAAUUGAGCCCAAGAUUUAUCGGGCCAUUUAUGAUUGUUGAACGAGUAGGAAAGGUGGUUGAUGAAAUUGUAGAAACUAGAUAA